Marchantia polymorpha subsp. ruderalis is the source of this 2044-nucleotide messenger RNA. The record is from the annotation of a GenBank genome assembly. Lineage: Eukaryota; Viridiplantae; Streptophyta; Marchantiopsida; Marchantiales; Marchantiaceae.
CAGAAAAGCAGGAUGCUGCAGAAUCUCAGUCGGGAGGUGUGGUUCGAUCCCAUCGGGUGUAGUUGAAUUAGAUUUACCGUAGAGGACAAGGUUUGUGGCUCUCGGUCCAUUCGCUUAAGAUGUAGCUCGGACGUUUUCCAGGCCCAUGACAUCUUCUCUCUCUCCGAAUUCGCUCGCAGUCGAUCGAUCGUAUCUGUCUUCCGGCUCCUGCUUUCGGUAAUCGAGCAACAUGGGUAAGGAGAAGUUUCAUAUCAACAUCGUGGUUAUUGGCCAUGUCGACUCCGGGAAGUCGACCACCACUGGUCACCUUAUUUACAAGCUGGGAGGUAUCGACAAGCGUGUCAUCGAGCGGUUUGAGAAGGAAGCUGCUGAAAUGAACAAGCGUUCUUUCAAGUACGCUUGGGUGCUUGACAAGUUGAAGGCUGAGCGUGAGCGUGGUAUUACUAUCGAUAUCGCUCUCUGGAAGUUCGAGACCAACAAGUAUUAUUGCACAGUCAUCGAUGCCCCCGGUCACAGGGAUUUCAUCAAGAACAUGAUCACAGGAACAUCUCAGGCUGAUUGUGCUGUGCUCAUCAUCGACUCCACCACCGGAGGUUUUGAGGCUGGUAUCUCCAAGGAUGGACAAACCCGAGAGCAUGCGUUGCUGGCUUUCACGUUGGGAGUGAGGCAGAUGAUUUGUUGCUGCAACAAGAUGGAUGCCACCACACCAAAGUACAGUAAGAAGCGGUACGAUGAGAUUGCAAAAGAAGUCUCGUCCUACUUGAAGAAAGUCGGAUAUAACCCCGAUAAGAUUCCUUUCGUUCCGAUCUCUGGAUUUGAGGGUGACAACAUGAUCGAGAGGUCCAACAACCUCGACUGGUACAAGGGGCCUACUCUUCUGGAAGCCUUGGACAAUGUUCACGAGCCCAAGAGGCCAUCUGACAAGCCCCUCAGGUUGCCCCUCCAGGAUGUAUACAAGAUCGGAGGAAUUGGAACUGUCCCAGUGGGACGAGUGGAAACAGGUGUGAUCAAGCCAGGUAUGGUGGUGACGUUUGCUCCCACCGGUCUGACCACUGAGGUCAAGUCCGUCGAGAUGCACCACGAGGCUCUUCUCGAAGCUCUUCCCGGCGACAAUGUCGGCUUCAACGUGAAGAACGUCGCCGUCAAGGAUCUGAAGAGAGGAUUCGUCGCCUCUGACUCGAAGAAUGACCCGGCGAAGGAAGCAGCGAACUUCACCUCGCAGGUCAUCAUCAUGAACCACCCCGGCCAAAUCUCCAAUGGGUACGCUCCAGUGUUGGAUUGCCACACCUCCCACAUUGCUGUGAAGUUCUCCGAUAUCAUGACCAAGGUCGAUCGGCGAUCGGGCAAGGAGAUCGAGAAGGAGCCCAAGUUUGUGAAGAAUGGAGAUGCUGCAUUUGUGAAGAUGAUUCCAACCAAGCCCAUGACCGUCGAGACCUUCGCCGAGUAUCCACCUCUGGGUCGAUUUGCCGUCCGCGACAUGAGGCAAACGGUGGCCGUCGGAGUAAUCAAGGCUGUCGAGAAGAAGGAUCCAACCGGAGCCAAGGUCACCAAGGCCGCUGCCAAGAAGAAGUGAACCUUUGCUCAAGAGAUUGCACCGAUCUGUGCCGGCCUGUACCGAGCCCGACCAUGUCCGUCUCUCCGUAAGCGUAUGCUGCUGGCUCCUCAUCAGCAGACGUGGGUAUUGGACAGACGGUGGCGAGGCUGUGAAGUCGUCACUCCAGGUUAGUGUAUCUCGAGCUUUCAUCGAUCGUCCGGGCGCUCUGUCCCCGAUUUGUGCUUACUACGGAUUUUCACUAUAGAUCCUCACUCAAGGAUUUACGAAGGACUCGAUAAUUUUGGGUAGUAUUGCGCACUGCCUCGUUGCCGUGCGCUUGCUAGACACUGGAGAAUGUGAGGUGCUUAAGAUUUGGCUUGGUGCAUAGCAGAGUUUUAUACGAGAUUCGGUCCGUCUCAACCUCUGAAAAGCACUUUAAAGGACUUGUAAUUUUGUACACAUAUAAGCUUGACAACAUCAUUGCAGGAGUGUGCUCCUGGUUUGCACCCG